Messenger RNA from Nylanderia fulva, 1417 nucleotides. Its product is annotated as venom acid phosphatase Acph-1-like. Gene Ontology annotation, biological process: dephosphorylation. Gene Ontology annotation, molecular function: phosphatase activity. The record is from RefSeq and is a predicted model, not a curated record. Lineage: Eukaryota; Metazoa; Arthropoda; Insecta; Hymenoptera; Formicidae.
UGUGGAUGCGUUAACAUGUAUAUGUAAAAGUGGUUGAUUAAGAAUUCACAUUUUUUACAAACACGAUAAUGACGCAGGAUUAUGUUCUGUCUCGUCAUCGUUCGACGUUAUUAUUAUUUCUUUACUACGUUGCAUCGUCCAUCGUGAUUGCACAAUAUUGCAUGGAAAAAGACCUCGAUCCGAUUUGCGACGAGAGGCAAUCCGAAUUUCAUUUGGAACUGAUUCAAGUGUUGAUGAGACAUGGAGAACGGACACCGUUGUUUAAAGAAACGUAUCCCAAAGAUCCAUAUAAUGUAUCAACUUAUGAACCAUGGGGUAUUGGCCAAUUAACCAACCAAGGAAAGCUGACGGAAUAUCGAAUCGGUAUAAUGUUGCGACAACGUUACAACAAAUUUUUAGGACCAAUUUAUCAUCCGCGUGAUAUCUAUGCUGUCAGCUCAGAUACCGAUCGUACAAAAAUGUCUCUUCAAUUAAUGUUAGCAGGAUUAUAUCCUCCAGAUGCGUUACAAAUGUGGAAUCCGGAUUUACCGUGGCUCGCUAUUCCUACGCAUUAUGUGCCUGAAAAAGUAGACAUGCUAUUAAAGUCUGAACAUUGUUCGAUCUACAAGACAGCUUUAACCGAGGUAAAAAAAAUGAAAGAAGUCCGCGAUAAAAUCGCAAUUUACAAAGACUUCUAUAAAUUUUUUAGCGAGAAAACGGGUUUAGUCAUCGAGGAACCACUCUUUGUUUACGAAGUUUUCAAUUUACUAACAGCACAAAAAGCUAUGAAUUUAACUUUACCUGAAUGGUGCACCGAUGAAGUGUACCGGAAAAUGCAGGAUAUACUGGUGCUAGAGUACGAUAUCCGCUCGUAUACGACUCAAUUAAAGCGACUGAACGGCGGUACGUUGAUCAAAAAGUUCAUCGACAAUAUGAACGUGAAUAACCAUCAUACGAAUCCGCGCAAAAUGUACGUGUACAGUGGCCACGAAGUAAAUCUCGCUGCAUUUGCCAGAGUGCAUAAUAUCAGCGAGCCGAGAAUACCAGGUUACGGAUCAACGUUUAUAUUCGAAAAGUUACGAGACGAGCAACAAAAUCUUCAUAUCAGGAUUAUUCUGUGGACCGGUUCCACAGGAGAAUUGAUGAAUAUUAAGCUACCAGGGUGUGAUGAAAUAUGCCCUUUGAGUACUUAUUUGGAGCUCGUUCGUGAAAUAAUACCUUCAGACCACGAGAUGGCUUGCUUGUGGGAUGAUAUAAUUAAUAAUGGAUUGUUGAACCUCUUCGCUGAAAGAUUAGAUAGACAUUUAUAAAAAAAAUUUGUAUAGGUAUUAUAUAGAUUAAAUAAAAAUUACUCUAUGUAUUAUUUUUGUACUCGCAAAUAAUACAAUUUGGAAAACGGAAGAAAAAAAUAAAAUAUGAUAUACUUAUUAAUAAGAAA